AUGUCAACACACACUACAAUCGCUGGAGUAUCAUCGUGCCGCAGCACGGAAUCUUCACACUGCUCUCAGUCCGAGUCGACGACAAGGUCAGGAACUUUGUCCACAGAUACCCCGAGCCCGGACCAGAGCUCUAAUGCAAACAGCGAAAAGUUAUACCAAAACAACAUCUACACAGGAAAACGGGUCUCCUUAUGGGCGCGUCCGAUCGAACACUUCAUUGAACGCUUGGUUCCGAGUAGAACACCCAUUCCGACCUGCUCUGAUGCCACACAAGUUUUCGACAUCAAGACAUAUGCACCCGAACAAAACUUACACGAACCCGUGUUGGCAGGAUUAAGGAAACUCAUUGCAAGCUUUCCGGACGACAAACGGCUGAAAUUCCACAAUGUCGAGCAGCCGAUCAAGUUCCCAUAUGCGCUAGAGGGCUAUGAGAAUAAAGCAACCACACCCGACAUCAUAUGCUCACAUCCAAAAAAUGCUAAUGCGUGCCUAAGCCGGCCGCAGUGGCAAAAUAUCUCCCUAGUAUUUGGAGUCAAUUCUAACGCAAUGGAUGAUCCCAUGGCCUUAAAGCAUGUAACCCAGCUCGCAGAUAGCGCCCAAAAUAUCCUAAUAGCAAAUAAUUGCCUUUUUACAUUCGCGGUUGGACUGUACGGGAACAUGGCGAGGAUCUUCCGCUUUGACCACGCGUCGAUUAUCGCCUCGCCGCCGUUCGAUUACGUCGAGCGCGCGAAGCUCCUGUACGCGUUUCUGUGGCGUUUCGUGCACCCAAUCGACAGUUUGUGCGUCGUCGUAGGGGCCGAUCCCACCGUGCAGCCAACGAGGCAGGCAGACUGGGACUUGGCGGCGGCCCUUGUGAAGAAGCACAACAAGGGCACGUUUGGCGCCGAGAGCCAUAGGGCUUGUCGCUGGAUCAUACGCCAAAAGCCGUAUCUGAUGUAUGAGCGAUACCUGACGUUCCGGAUAGUGCACAUGCACCCAGAACUGUUUUCGCGUGCGACAACGGUGUGGGAGGCGUUCAAGGAGGGAGACGACAGCGGCCAGACAUAUAUCAUUAAAGACGCCUGGCGUGAGAUGAAGCACCGUUUUGAGGCGGGCUUCUACAACGAUAUACUUUCGGGCAGUGCUCCGGGACAGCUUGAAUUCGUAAUCCCGGAAGACAAGCAAGUGCACGGCAUCGCAAAGGUCGAGGCUGCAAUCGAUCUGGGGGAAUGCGAGUGCCGAAUGUACGACGAGGCAUGCAAGCCACCAAAUACUUCCGCGGCGAGACCAGCAGGGGCCGACGUGUCGCAGACACAGCGGAUACCAUUCUAUAUGAUCUGCCAUCGCACUAUUUCUUAUACAUGGAACAGAAUGGGCGAGGAGCGGAGCCAUACGCGCCUGUUCGUGAAGACCGUCGGCCGCCCAAUUCAUCAAUUCUGCAGCACGAGAGAGCUGAUUGAGGCCAUUCGGGAUGCCAUAAAAGGCAAGCCCCAAUCAAUACAGGGCCGAAUAGUAGAUGCUAACCCUGGAUUUCUCGGAGAUUUAGAUUACAGCUUCAAUUGGAAAAUGUACCUGCGGGCCCAGCAGGCGUUGCCAACUUUAGAGAGCUGGCUGCAAUUUGUGCACGAUGGUAAGGGUAUUUUUGCUGAUGAAACACAUCUCUUGACUGCGGAGGAAUUGGAGGAGCAUGCCAAGCAAAUUGGCCCCACGGCAAGAACUGGUACUUACUGCUUCAUGGCAUAUGAGAUCUUGCGAGAAUCCGUCGUGCACGAACCUCGUCACGAUCUGGAAUCAUUCUACUGGGUCCUCCUUUGGCUCGUCCUCAGACAUACUGAUCACGAUCACGAAGAUGGGAAGAAAGCUUGGAAGACGAUCUUCCACCACGACGAUCUGUGGGCGAUGGCGGUUGCCAAGGGCUGCUGGCUCUGUGACCAUGCAGGCAUCAAGGUAGCAAACAACGCGCCAUUGACAAUGCUCCUAGAUGUGUUUGGUAAACUAUGUCGGAGAAGUAUAAGGUACAUGGAUUCUGAAUUUGUGCCGCUCACAUAUGAUGCCGUUCUGGCUGCCUUCCAGCGUGCGCUCGACAUGCCGGAAUGGCCAGAGAAUGAUGCAGCCAUCCCUCUCAAGACAUCAAAAUCCGCGCCACCAGCACAUAGAUGCCGUAGCAAGGCAGAAAAUAACCAGGACAAAGUAGAGAAUAUUGGACAAGAAAUAGGAGAAGCUGCUGAUGGUUCAACGGAUAGCGAUGCACACAAUCUCAACGCAAGUAAUACCUUGGGCAUUGAGCUCUCGGAAUUCGCAAGACCAUCAGGAGAGAAUGUUGCUGCAAGGAGUCCGGAGCGAGCCAACGACCAUGUCGACACCGAGCUUGUCCGCGAACUGCGAGCAGUAGUCAGCUACAUUACGAAGCAAGAGAAAGACGCGCAAUGGAACCUCGACGAACCAAGUUCGUUCACUUUCCCCUCCUUGAGCAGGUUGAAGCGGAGCCGCUCGACGUCGGCAUUCCGUAGUGGCGCGUCGAGCAGGGCUCUUGUGUCUAAGAGAGUUCGCACUUCCAUGGACGACGAGGAGAUCUACGUGUCUUUUCGCAGACAGUCGAGGGCAAAUGGCAGCGCGGUGUCAUGA
This is a messenger RNA of Fibroporia radiculosa, 2604 nucleotides long. RefSeq lists its product as uncharacterized. The coding region runs from base 1 to 2604 and encodes 867 amino acids. The transcript is spliced from 4 exons. NCBI's taxonomy places the organism in Eukaryota, Fungi, Basidiomycota, Agaricomycetes, Polyporales, Fibroporiaceae. The record is from RefSeq and is a predicted model, not a curated record.